This is a messenger RNA of Bombina bombina (fire-bellied toad), 15487 nucleotides long. RefSeq lists its product as uncharacterized. The record is from RefSeq and is a predicted model, not a curated record. The transcript is spliced from 90 exons. Gene Ontology annotation, cellular component: cell surface. NCBI's taxonomy places the organism in Eukaryota, Metazoa, Chordata, Amphibia, Anura, Bombinatoridae. Gene Ontology annotation, biological process: cell-matrix adhesion. Bases 1 to 13260 code for a protein of 4419 amino acids.
AUGUUGCAUAUAACAGACCCUGCCAAACUUACAGCAAUAGAACUGGCCGAUUAUACACUUGUUGCUGAUUUUCUACAGAAUACUACGUUGUUAACAAGUCUUCUUAGUCAAAUUCUAGAAUUUAAAGAUUAUGAUACACUCCAGGGAUAUCUUCAGAGACUACAAACAUCAGUUUGUCAAAACACAGAAAGUUCUUCCAACAUAUCUUCUUGCAACAGUCUAGAACCACUACACCAACUAAGCAUCCAUAGUCAACAAGAAAUUCUAACUAAAGUUUUUACAGUCUUGCACUAUGAUUGGAGUUUAAAUAAUAUGUCUGGCUGGCUACACAUUUUUGACAUCCUUAUCUCUGACUUCUUUAUCGCUCUAAAUGAAACCCACAUCUCUCAGCUACCUCUCAACAUUUCAUGUGAAAACUAUCAAGCUAUAAUUAGGAGGUUAAGUAGCGUCUACAACAAUAUCAAUAAUAAGGUGGCUACAUCAGUCUAUUCAUAUUGCAAACUAUAUCUUACCCAACAACUCAAAUCAACAGGUAUUGCAUGUGUUUACGGCACAAACAGUAGCAACCAGUGGAUUGAGCUAAAUUUUGGUCAAUUUUCGGCCCUUGCUACAAAUUCAGAACUCCUGGAAUUAUACCCCAAACCUGGAAUUCCUGUUCUUCCAGAAAUACUGACACCAACUUAUGUGGCUGAACUUUUGUCCACAACUGACAUUCUUACAAAUGAAACAAGCCUGAAAACAAUCUUAAUAAGGCUGGAUCCAGUAAAUAUUACAGACUAUGUGAAUGCUUUCUCUACUGCAGCAGAAAAGGGAAAUAUCUCAGAUUCUCAACUAACAACAGUGAACCAAGUUCUAUUGGAAGUAACGCUGAUUAAAAUUAACUCCAGCUAUUCAUCUUAUGAAACACAAGACUGGAAGAUUUUGUUCCAAAACCAGUUGGUCCUCUUACUGCCUUACUUUGACCAAACUCUUCUUCAGCUCUUGCCAGUUGACAUUGAUUGCUCUUCCUACCAGGAAAUAGUGAAAGGAUUUAACAUUGAGUAUGCAAACCUUUCACCGGACACACAAGUUGAUGUCUACAUUAAUUUCAUAAAGAGAUAUUUAACUCAGCAACUUGAACUUGGAGAUGUUGCAUGUGAAACAAUAAAUCUUAACAUUUGGAUUAAUAACAACUUUGGCAAAUUCAGCAUACAGUUAACAACUGAAGACAUUAUACUCUUCAAUAAAAAUUUUGAAAAGAUAACAGACCCUGCCAAACUUACAGCAAUAGAACUGGCCGAUUAUACACUUGUUGCUGAUUUUCUACAGAAUACUACGUUGUUAACAAGUCUUCUUAGUCAAAUUCUAGAAUUCAAAGAUUAUGAUACACUCCAGGGAUAUCUUCAGAGACUACAAACAUCAGUUUGUCAAAACACAGAAAGUUCUUCCAACAUAUCUUCUUGCAACAGUCUAGAACCACUACACCAACUGAGCAUCCAUAGUCAACAAGAUAUUCUAACUAAAGUUUUUACAGUCUUGCACUAUGAUUGGAGUUUAAAUAAUAUGUCUGGCUGGCUACACAUUUUUGACAUCCUUAUCUCUGACUUCUUUAUCGCUCUAAAUGAAACCCACAUCUCUCAGCUACCUCUCAACAUUUCAUGUGAAAACUAUCAAGCUAUAAUUAAGAGGUUAAGUAGCGUCUACAACAAUAUCAAUGAUAAGGUGGCUACAUCAGUCUAUUCAUAUUGCAAACUAUAUCUUACCCAACAACUCAAAUCAACAGGUAUUGCAUGUGUUUACGGCACAAACAGUAGCAACCAGUGGAUUGAGCUAAAUUUUGGUCAAUUUUCGGCCCUUGCUACAAAUUCAGAACUCCUGGAAUUAUAUCCCAAACCUGGAAUUCCUGUUCUUCCAGAAAUACUGACACCAACUUAUGUGGCUGAACUUUUGUCCACAACUGACAUUCUUACAAAUGAUACAAGCCUGAAAACAAUCUUAAUAAGGCUGGAUCCAGUAAAUAUUACAGACUAUGUGAAUGCUUUCUCUACUGCAGCAGAAAAGGGAAAUAUCUCAGAUUCUCAACUAACAACAGUGAACCAAGUUCUAUUGGAAGUAACGCUGAUUAAAAUUAACUCCAGCUAUUCAUCUUAUGAAACACAAGACUGGAAGAUUUUGUUCCAAAACCAGUUGGUCCUCUUACUGCCUUACUUUGACCAAACUCUUCUUCAGCUCUUGCCAGUUGACAUUGAUUGCUCUUCCUACCAGGAAAUAGUGAAAGGAUUUAACAUUGAGUAUGCAAACCUUUCACCGGACACACAAGUUGAUGUCUACAUUAAUUUCAUAAAGAGAUAUUUAACUCAGCAACUUGAACUUGGAGAUGUUGCAUGUGAAACAAUAAAUCUUAACAUUUGGAUUAAUAACAACUUUGGCAAAUUCAGCAUACAGUUAACAACUGAAGACAUUAUACUCUUCAAUAAAAAUGUUGAAAAGAUAACAGACCCUGCCAAACUUACAGCAAUAGAACUGGCCGAUUAUACACUUGUUGCUGAUUUUCUACAGAAUACUACGUUGUUAACAAGUCUUCUUAGUCAAAUUCUAGAAUUCAAAGAUUAUGAUACACUCCAGGGAUAUCUUCAGAGACUACAAACAUCAGUUUGUCAAAACACAGAAAGUUCUUCCAACAUAUCUUCUUGCAACAGUCUAGAACCACUACACCAACUGAGCAUCCAUAGUCAACAAGAAAUUCUAACUAAAGUUUUUACAGUCUUGCACUAUGAUUGGAGUUUAAAUAAUAUGUCUGGCUGGCUACACAUUUUUGACAUCCUUAUCUCUGACUUCUUUAUCGCUCUAAAUGAAACCCACAUCUCUCAGCUACCUCUCAACAUUUCAUGUGAAAACUAUCAAGCUAUAAUUAAGAGGUUAAGUAGCGUCUACAACAAUAUCAAUGAUAAGGUGGCUACAUCAGUCUAUUCAUAUUGCAAACUAUAUCUUACCCAACAACUCAAAUCAACAGGUAUUGCAUGUGUUUACGGCACAAACAGUAGCAACCAGUGGAUUGAGCUAAAUUUUGGUCAAUUUUCGGCCCUUGCUACAAAUUCAGAACUCCUGGAAUUAUAUCCCAAACCUGGAAUUCCUGUUCUUCCAGAAAUACUGACACCAACUUAUGUGGCUGAACUUUUGUCCACAACUGACAUUCUUACAAAUGAAACAAGCCUGAAAACAAUCUUAAUAAGGCUGGAUCCAGUAAAUAUUACAGACUAUGUGAAUGCUUUCUCUACUGCAGCAGAAAAGGGAAAUAUCUCAGAUUCUCAACUAACAACAGUGAACCAAGUUCUAUUGGAAGUAACGCUGAUUAAAAUUAACUCCAGCUAUUCAUCUUAUGAAACACAAGACUGGAAGAUUUUGUUCCAAAACCAGUUGGUCCUCUUACUUCCUAACUUCAACCAAACUCUUCUUCAGCUCUUGCCAGUUGACAUUAACUGCUCUUCCUACCAGGAAAUAGUGAAAGGAUUUAGCAUUGAGUACACAAAUCUAUCCAUAGAGACACGAGUUGAAGUCUACAAUAAUUUCAUAAAGAGAUAUUUAACUCAGCAAUUACAUUUGGGAGAUGUUGCAUGUGAAUCUACAAAUCUCAACAUCUGGAUUUAUAACAACUUUGGCAACUUUAGUAUUCAAUUAACAACUGAAGACAUUGUUCUCUUCAAUAAGCAAUAUGAAAAGAUAACGAACCCUGCCAAACUUACGGCAACAGAACUGGCCGAUUAUACACUUGUUGCUGAUUCUCUACAGAAUUCUACUUUCUUAAUAAGUCUUCUCAGUCAAAUUCUAGAAUUCAAAGAUUAUGAUACCCUCCAGGGAUAUCUACAGAGACUACAAACUUCAGUUUGUAGAAGCACAGGUCCUUCUUCCAACAUAUCUUCUUGUGAGCCGGUUCAAUCCCUAUCCAAACUGAGCAUUCAUACUCAACAGGAAAUCCUAACUAACGUUUUUACGGUCCUCAGCUAUGAUUGGAGUUUGAACAAUAUGUCUAGCUGGUUACAUAUUUUUGACAUUCUUAUCUCUGACUUCCUUAUCGCUCUAAAUGAAACCCACCUUUCUCAGCUGCCCCUCAACAUUUCAUGUGGAAACUACCAAUCUAUAAUAAAGAAGUUAAGUAAUGUCUAUGAAGAAAUCACUGAUACGGAGGCUGCGUCAGUCUAUUCAUAUUGCAAACUAUAUCUUACCCAGAAAAUCAAAUCCACAGGAUUUGCAUGUGUUUACGGCACGACCAAUAGCAGCCAGUGGAUAGAACUAAAUUUUGGUCAGUUUUCGGUUCUUGCCACGGUUUCACAACUCCUGGAACAAUAUCCCAAACCUGACAUUCCCGUUCUUCCAGAAAUACUGACACCAACUUAUGUGACCAAACUCUUGACCACAACCAACAUUUUUACAAAUGAAACAAGUCUGAAAACAGUCUUAACAAGGCUAAAUCCAGAAAAUAUUACAGAGUAUGUGAAUGCCUUCUCCACUGCAGCAGAAAAGGGAAAUAUCUCAGAUUCUCAACUAACAAUACUGAAGCAAGCUCUAUUGGAAUUAACGCUGAUUAAACUUAACUCCAGUUAUUCAUCUUAUGAAACACAAGACUGGAAGAUUUUGUUCCAAAACCAGUUGGUCCUCUUACUUCCUAACUUCAACCAAACUCUUCUUCAGCUCUUGCCAGUUGACAUUAACUGCUCUUCCUACCAGGAAAUAGUGAAAGGAUUUAGCAUUGAGUACACAAAUCUAUCCAUAGAGACACGAGUUGAAGUCUACAAUAAUUUCAUAAAGAGAUAUUUAACUCAGCAAUUACAUUUGGGAGAUGUUGCAUGUGAAUCUACAAAUCUCAACAUCUGGAUUUAUAACAACUUUGGCAACUUUAGUAUUCAAUUAACAACUGAAGACAUUGUUCUCUUCAAUAAGCAAUAUGAAAAGAUAACGAACCCUGCCAAACUUACGGCAACAGAACUGGCCGAUUAUACACUUGUUGCUGAUUCUCUACAGAAUUCUACUUUCUUAAUAAGUCUUCUCAGUCAAAUUCUAGAAUUCAAAGAUUAUGAUACCCUCCAGGGAUAUCUACAGAGACUACAAACUUCAGUUUGUAGAAGCACAGGUCCUUCUUCCAACAUAUCUUCUUGUGAGCCGGUUCAAUCCCUAUCCAAACUGAGCAUUCAUACUCAACAGGAAAUCCUAACUAACGUUUUUACGGUCCUCAGCUAUGAUUGGAGUUUGAACAAUAUGUCUAGCUGGUUACAUAUUUUUGACAUUCUUAUCUCUGACUUCCUUAUCGCUCUAAAUGAAACCCACCUUUCUCAGCUGCCCCUCAACAUUUCAUGUGGAAACUACCAAUCUAUAAUAAAGAAGUUAAGUAAUGUCUAUGAAGAAAUCACUGAUACGGAGGCUGCGUCAGUCUAUUCAUAUUGCAAACUAUAUCUUACCCAGAAAAUCAAAUCCACAGGAUUUGCAUGUGUUUACGGCACGACCAAUAGCAGCCAGUGGAUAGAACUAAAUUUUGGUCAGUUUUCGGUUCUUGCCACGGUUUCACAACUCCUGGAACAAUAUCCCAAACCUGACAUUCCCGUUCUUCCAGAAAUACUGACACCAACUUAUGUGACCAAACUCUUGACCACAACCAACAUUUUUACAAAUGAAACAAGUCUGAAAACAGUCUUAACAAGGCUAAAUCCAGAAAAUAUUACAGAGUAUGUGAAUGCCUUCUCCACUGCAGCAGAAAAGGGAAAUAUCUCAGAUUCUCAACUAACAAUACUGAAGCAAGCUCUAUUGGAAUUAACGCUGAUUAAACUUAACUCCAGUUAUUCAUCUUAUGAAACACAAGACUGGAAGAUUUUGUUCCAAAACCAGUUGGUCCUCUUACUUCCUAACUUCAACCAAACUCUUCUUCAGCUCUUGCCAGUUGACAUUAACUGCUCUUCCUACCAGGAAAUAGUGAAAGGAUUUAGCAUUGAGUACACAAAUCUAUCCAUAGAGACGCGAGUUGAAGUCUACAAUAAUUUCAUAAAGAGAUAUUUAACUCAGCAAUUACAUUUGGGAGAUGUUGCAUGUGAAUCUACAAAUCUCAACAUCUGGAUUUAUAACAACUUUGGCAACUUUAGUAUUCAAUUAACAACUGAAGACAUUGUUCUCUUCAAUAAUCAAUAUGAAAAGAUAACAAACCCUGCCAAACUUACGGCAACAGAACUGGCCGAUUAUACACUUGUUGCUGAUUCUCUACAGAAUUCUACUUUCUUAAUAAGUCUUCUCAGUCAAAUUCUAGAAUUCAAAGAUUAUGAUACCCUCCAGGGAUAUCUACAGAGACUACAAACUUCAGUUUGUCAAAGCACAGGUCCUUCUUCCAACAUAUCUUCUUGUGAGCCGGUUCAAUCCCUAUCCAAACUGAGCAUUCAUACUCAACAGGAAAUCCUAACUAACGUUUUUACGGUCCUCAGCUAUGAUUGGAGUUUGAACAAUAUGUCUAGCUGGUUACAUAUUUUUGACAUUCUUAUCUCUGACUUCCUUAACGCUCUAAAUGAAACCCACCUUUCUCAGCUGCCGCUCAACAUUUCAUGUGAAAACUACCAAUCUAUAAUAAAGAAGUUAAGUAAUGUCUAUGAAGAAAUCACUGAUACCGAGGCUGCGUCAGUCUAUUCAUAUUGCAAACUAUAUCUUACCCAGAAAAUCAAAUCCACAGGAUUUGCAUGUGUUUACGGCACGACCAAUAGCAGCCAGUGGAUAGAACUAAAUUUUGGUCAGUUUUCGGUUCUUGCCACGGUUUCACAACUCCUGGAACUAUAUCCCAAACCUGACAUUCCCGUUCUUCCAGAAAUACUGACACCAACUUAUGUGACCGAACUCUUGACCACAUCCAACAUUUUUACAAAUGAAACAAGUCUGAAAACAAUCUUAACAAGGCUAAAUCCAGAAAAUAUUACAGAGUAUGUGAAUGCCUUCUCCACUGCAGCAGAAAAGGGAAAUAUCUCAGAAUCGCAACUAACAAUACUGAAGCAAGCUUUAUUGGAAGUAACGCUGAUUAAACUUAACUCCAGUUAUUCAUCUUAUGAAACACAAGACUGGAAGAUUUUGUUCCAAAACCAGUUGGUCCUCUUACUUCCUAACUUCAACCAAACUCUUCUUCAGCUCUUGCCAGUUGACAUUAACUGCUCUUCCUACCAGGAAAUAGUGAAAGGAUUUAGCAUUGAGUACACAAAUCUUUCCAGAGAGAUGCGAGUUGAAGUCUACAAUAAUUUCAUAAAGAGAUAUUUAACUGAGCAGUUACAUUCGGGAGAUGUUGCAUGUGAAUCUAUAAAUCUUAACAUCUGGAUUUAUAACAACUUUGGCAACUUUAGUAUUCAAUUAACAACUGAAGACAUUGUUCUCUUCAAUAAGAAAUAUGAAAAGAUAACAGACCCUGCCAAGCUUACAGCAACAGAACUGGCCGAUUAUACAUUUGUUGCUGAUUCUUUACAAAAUUCUACUUUGGUAACAAGUCUUCUUAGUCAAAUUCUAAAAUUCAAAGAUUAUGAUACACUCCAGGGAUAUCUACAGCAACUACAAAAUUCAGUUUGUCAAAGCACAGAUCCUUCAUCCAACAUAUCUUAUUGUGAGCAGCUUCAAUCAAUAUCCAAACUGACCAUUCAUAUUCAACAGGAAAUUCUAACUAACGUUUUUACAGUCCUCGGCUAUGAUUGGAGUUUAAACAAUAUGACUGGCUGGUUACAAAUUUUUGACAUUCUUGACUCUGACUUCCUUAUUUCUCUAAAUGAAACCCACAUUUCUCAGCUGCCGCUCAACAUUUCAUGUGAAAACUACCAAUCUAUAAUAAAGAAGUUAAGUAAUGUCUACAACAAUAUCACCGAUAAGGAGGCUUCAUCAGUCUUUUCAUAUUGCAUACAAUAUCUUACUCAGCAACUCAAAUUCACAGGUUUUGCGUGUAGUUAUGGCACAAACAAUAGCAACCAGUGGAUUGAACUAAAUUUUGGUCAGUUUUCAAGUCUUGCCACAGUUUUAGAAUUGAAGAUGUUUUUCCAAAAUCAGUUGGUCCCCUUGUUUCCUAACUUUGACCAAACUCUUCUUCAGCUCUUGCCAGUUGACUUUGACUGCUCUUCCUACCAGGAAAUAGUGAAAGGAUUUAGCAUCAAGUAUGCAGAGCUUUCAACAGAGAAACAAGAUGCUGUCUACAGUAAUUUCAUAAAGAGAUACCUAACUCAGCAAUUACAAUCUGCAGUUGUUGCUUGUGAUGCCAUAAAUGUCAACAUUUGGAUUCAAAUUAAUUUGGGGAACUUUAGCAGACAACUAAAAGUUGAAGACCUUGUUCUCUUCAAUAACAAAAUGGAAAAGAUAAUAAACACAUCCAAACUUACUACAACAGAACUCGCAGAUUAUACACUCAUCGCUGAUUCUCUACAAAACUCUACUCUGUCAACCAAUCUUCUCAGUCAAAUUAAAGAAUUUAAAGAUUAUAAUAUGCUCCAGGAAUAUAUACAAGGACUAAAAAAAUCAAUUUGUCAGAACAUAAAUUCAUCUUCAGACACAUCUUCAUGUGAUCAACUUCAACCACUAGUCAAACUGAGCACCCAUACCCAAUGGGAAAUACUAACUAAUGGAUUUAUUGUUCUCGGCUACAAUUGGAGUUUGAGCAAUAUGUCUGGGUGGUUACCCGUUUUUGAUAUCCUCAUCACUGAUUUCAUUAUUGUUCUUGAUGAAACACAUAUUUCUCGGCUCCCUCUCGAAAUUUCAUGUCAAGACUACCAAGCUAUCAUAAAGAGGUUAAGUGGGAUCUUUGACAAAAUUAAUGACAAGACAGCAACAUCAGUCUACGAGUAUGGGAAAUUGUAUCUUACACAACAAUAUGCAGCUACAGGUUAUGCAUGUGAUUCCAGUAUAAACAACAAUACUGAGUGGAUCAAACUGAACUUUGGUAACUUUUCAACCAACGCCACAGCAUCUAAACUAGAAAACUUAUAUUUAGAACUUCACAUUUCUACUCUUCCAGAUAUUUUAACACCAAAUGAAAUGGCUUACCUCCUAACCCAAGUGAACGUUCUUGCAAAUGAGACAAAAUUGACAGCAACUUUAGGAACUAUAGAUCCAGAACAUAUUUUAGACUAUGUGAAUGCCUUCUCUAUUGCAGCAGCAAAGGUUAAUAUAUCUGUCGAACAGAUUGCCACAGUGAAAUACAAUAUGCUUAGGGUUAUACUGGAAAAAAUCAAGUCAAACUUCUCCUCUUACCAGACUGAAAACUGGAAGAACUUGUUUCAGAUAGAAUUAGUUUCUCUGAUUCCUUAUUUUAAUCAAUCUCUUCUUCGUUAUCUCCCAACAUCUGUAACUUGCCCUUCAUAUCAGGAAAUAGUGAAAGGCUUUAAUAUUUUAUAUGGAUCCCUUUCAAAUGAUACAAAAAAAUCGGUUUAUACCUUCUACAUAAAAACAUACCUUACAGAAAAAGCUUUAGCCACAGGAAUAGCCUGUGAGACCACAAAUUUUACAACAUGGGUUGAAGUAAAUUUUGGUAAAUUCUUCCAGGAGGCAUCUACUGGGGAUAUUGCAGAGUUCAACAAGAAUUUCCGUAAGAUUGACACUAGCCUUACAGCAGCACAGCUGGCUGAAUUCACCACAAUAGCAGAGUUAUUAAACAACUUAACUUUGGCUAACAGUAUUCCUAGUUACAUCAGUCGGUUCAAAACCUAUGAAGAGCUGAAUGACUAUCUUUCAAAUAUAAAAACAUCAUUGUGCAAGAUCUUGAAUCUUGGAUUAAACUCAUGUUCUCUGGAAGAUGUCCUAAGCAACACAACCAAAAGAUUGAUUUUAUCCAACUCUAUAGUGGUCCUCAAGCAAGAGUGGAGUCUGAAAAAUGUGUCGCUGUGGCUGGAGGUCUUCAAUAUUCUAGUAGAAACAUUUGUACAGGAAAUAAUAGAAUCUGACAUUAUCGAUCUUCCUAAAAAUAUUUCCUGUGAAACUGCAGAAGGAAUAGUGAAGUCUUUGAAUGGCAGAUAUGAAAAACUAACUUUGGCCAACCAAAAUGCAACAUACAAAUAUCUGUUAGUAUACCAUAAUGAAUCUAAACUCAAAUGUGACACAACUGGAAAUCUUCAAGAUUUUAUUACCAAAUACUUCCUGAAAUUCUCAACCUUACUGAGUGCCACAGAUCUGGUUUCUAUAAUUCCUGAAACAAAGCUCCAAGAGAAACUAAGCACAUUGCCGUCACAUGAUCUGAUUAAUUAUCUACAGUCUAAUGAAAGCAGCAGUUUGUGGGCAGUUUUGCUAUCAAGCUAUACUAAUAUAACUAAAUUGGGAGAAGUAUUAGAUGGUCUGGAGUAUAUUAUGGUUAAUAAGAGCGAUGAGAUUCGAAAGACUCUUUUCACAGCUGUCUGGCAAAAUUUUGUGAAUGCAACAGGUUCUCUCAGUUCUAAUGAGCAAAGUAAAUGGCUUAACUAUCGUCUUACUGAUUACCUACCUUUAUUAACGAAGGCCCAGCUGAAUGUUCCACAAGUUAUAAAUGCAAAUUGCACUUUCUACAUGAACCUAGUAAAAACCCUGACUAUACACUACAGCAAUUAUACUACCAGCACUCUGCAAGAUAUUUAUGAUGUUUUCAAGACAUAUUUACUAAACUCAGAAACAAAACCAAGAUGCUACUCAGAGAGUGGUUCCAGUUCCUGGAUUUUUACAUACCUAGGAGACUACCUUACAUUUUGCAGUGCUGAAGAUCUUAAAUCCUUUACCAAUAAUGAAACUCUGCUUCAGACAUUUUCUCUGGAUGAAGAAAAUCUUAAGUUAGUGACAAGACUGAAUAUAUCAGAGGAUCUUAAGCAGUACUAUGCUGAGUUAUUAGUUGCAAAGAAUCCAUCUAUAUCCCUCAACAGUAUACCACCAAACAUUCUGUGCUAUGCUAUUGAUAAAUUGAGGCUAGACGGAUACAAUGAGAGCCAAGCUCUGAGCCUGCUGGAAAUCCUGAAACAAUGUGGAAAUAACGUUACAAAUGUACUUGCACCUCUGCUUAACUCUGUGAAAAAUAUCACAGCGGAGACAUUUGUGUCACUUGGUCCACUAGCCACAGGACUUCCAUCUUCAGUUAUAUUGCAGAAUGUACCUGGCAAUAUUUUACAAGCUAAUUUGGAAUCACUGUCCAACUAUACCUGGAGUACUUCACAAGCAUCUGCUAUAACGACACAGUUAAUACAAUCUGGUUUUACGUUUAACUACUCAAGUCUUAUAUCUCUCGGAAGCCUUGUUGUUGGUAUCCAAACCAAUGUACUGGAUAAGUUAGAUAACAACGAACUUCUUAAACUAACAGCUAUGCCAAGCUUUGUCAGUUUCAUGGAGCAAGCUCCUUUGACAAUUAAACAGAGAUUUGUGCAGAUGAUCCUAAAAAUCACAUCAGAAAACGUCUUACAGUUAGUACCAGACAGUCUUGCGAGUGAGAUUCCAUCUUCUCAGUUAUUGAGUUCAAAUAUUGAUAUAACUGAGAUAAACAAGAAGCACUGGACACCUCAACAGGCAACAAUAUUUUUCAAGGUGGUGCUGACGAAAAUUCAGAAUUACACUCAACUAUCUACAUAUGUCCUUCAAGGCUUUACUGGAGGAGCUACCAAGAACAUAACUGAUGAUAGCUUUACAAGCCUAAUUCAAUCAAUGAAAUCCAAAUCUGUGAAACUGGAUAACAGUCAGCUGAGCUACAUAACUAGACGACUCACAAAAAAUGGUAACCCAGGAGAUUUUGAGAAAUACCCAAGUGAUGUUCUGCUGUAUAUAGGCUCCAGCACCUAUGACAAUUCUCAAAAUUGUAAGAUUUAUUUUAGUCUUGUUGGACAGUCCAAUAUUGAUCUUUUACCCCAAGGAUCUUCAAAAAGAACCUCCCUUCUAAAUAGUGCAAAGGCUUGCUUGAACAUCUCCAGUGAAAACAUUACGAAGGAAAAUCUACAGGUUUUGGGAUCCCUGUCAUGUGAUCUCAGUGACCAAGAAAUUAAUAGUUCUGACCCAUACAUAUUAAACGCCCUACAAUCAUGUUCCUCCUUCACUGCCCAACAGAAAGUAGCCAUAGAGCGGCAGAUUCUACUGAAAUAUGGGCCUGCUAAUACCUGGACAAUCUCUACCCUGACGGGAAUUGGAAAUCUUGCUGGUUCUCUGACGAGUAAUGUCCUUAAUCAGGUCCCAACGACUGUAAGAUUAAGAUUCUUCCCAGAUUACCUGACAACAAUCAAGAAAAAGGAUAAGAUAUCAUUCUCAUUUACUAUGAGCCAGCUGAAAAUGUCAACAACUAGAAUGUACCGAGCAAUAACUUGCGACAACAAGAUUACUACGGACGUGAUUACAAAACAGAAAGAGCUCCUAGUACUCAGCUACACAAGCAGUGAGCUGGAAAACUGCCUGGACGUAGGAGUGGUGAAAGAUAAUCUGGACAUUUUAGGAGGAUUGGAAUUCAGUGAUGAUCAGUUAACAGUAUUAAAGAAGAAGCUGGAUGAGAUUUUCCCAAAUGGCGUAUCAGAGGAAUAUCUUAUGGUUUUAGGCAAUAUUGCAAGAAUGUACACCGCAGAAGAAAUAGCAAAGUGGAAUAUCACCAAGGUGGAUACUUUGGCUACUUUAUUAGAGAAAGCCACAUGGCAGAGCAACGAUUCCAAGGUCAACACUUUAGUUACUCGCUAUCUACUAACGCCUACUGCUAGUUUGGAUGGUACUACACUCACAAGCCUAGCACCGUAUAUCUGCUCCCUAAGUGAAGAACAAAUUAGAGGGAUAAAUGCUAAUGAGAUAAAAUCAAGCACCAAGUCACCUGAUAUAUCAGCCUGUCCACAAAGCAAGAGAACCCUAAUAUUCGAGAAAUACAAAAAUGCAUAUCAGUCCCUGCAAAUGUCACAGAAUGCCUACUUCCAGAUUAUGAAACCUGUAAUAGGUGGGGCAAAAACUGGAGAUUUAGUCCAGUUUGCAGCCGGAUUUCCGGAAAUGGAUAUUGACAUCUUUGCAACACUAAAUCCAGCUGAAGUAAAGAAUGUAACAGCCCAGGACAUAAAAAACCUUCUUGGAGAAAAUCUGCCUGACAUCAUAAAAAUAUCAAACAGUUAUAUUGUUCAGCUUUGGGUGUCAGGAAAUGCACAGACUGAUGUCAAUUCUCUUGGUCUAAACCUUCUGGCUGGUGUCAUAGAGCCGUUACCAAAUGGUUUCAUUUCCAUUGUUAAACCAGUAUCUUCAAAGGGAACAUCACCCAUCCGUGCAACUUCUGUCUUCUUUACAUGUAUGCUAAUGGCUGUAAUUCCCAUUGCCAUAGCUAUCCUGUAACAGUCACCAGAAAACACAUUGGAUUUCAUCAUGGUCAUAAUAUUCACAAAUGUCUUCUUCACAAUGAUUUUUCCUGCAACUGAUAACCAAUUAAGCAUGAAAUGAUAUGCAAUUGUAACAUUCUCACUGCAAAUGGGCAAUAGACAGAACAAACUUUCUAUACCACUAUAUAUCACCUGCUAAUGAUGGAGCUAAUUAUUACACCACAUUACAUUUUAUGAGCAUUAUUAUAUCAGUGACCGAGACUCCAAGCAAGUCUAUGAGAGAACUGAUAAAAUGAUGUGAAAAAACAUAAUUUAAGUAUAAUUCAAUAUGCAUUUGAAUACCCUAGUCAAGUUUAUUCUUCAGCCAGUAUGGUACUUUUUCAUUCUACAAAAAAAAUGUUACUAUUCCAUUCUGCAGCCUAUAUGUUACAGUUUUAUCAUUUAAUCUCUUAAUCUUACACAUAAAUAUGCACAUACACAAAUGACAGCAAAAAAAUCUUACAGAUCUACAGAAUAUAUAAAGCAAUAAUCACAUUUCUUAGUAAAACGUUUCUAUUUUAUCAAACUACUUUGCUUAUUCAGGGAAUAUGACCUAAUACAGUGACAUUUUAGUAUAAUAAUCCCACCUAAUAAUACAGAUCAAAAGGUUAUAAAUUGGAAGAAUUACAGUAUUAUGAAAUUAACACAUUUACUGGUAAACAGAAACAGCACUUAUUUAGUAGGUAAAUAUCCAAUAUAUUGGAAGAGUGGAACAAUUUUAAUAUUUAAAAUAAUAAUGUACAGAUUCUCGUCCUAAACAAAAGGGGUGGAAUUAUAUUUAAACAAAUAUAAAUUUAAUAAAAAAUAAAGCAUUCAUUAUUUUUGUCACAAUUAUGUGUGUCGUUUUAUUCAUACACAAAAAGAAACACUGAAGCUGGGGACAAAUAAUAGUGUAAUUCAGUGGAGGCUCGUCCAUAGGGACAUUUGGGGCAACGCCACACUAAUUUAUUUUGGGACCAAACAAAAAAAUAACAAAAGGGGUGAAAUUAUAUUAAACUCACACUUAAGUUAACUAUGAUUUCUCAAAAUAAAAUUGUAAAUGCAUUUUUUCAGUUAAAAAAAUGCAUAGGAAAUCAGUUACUAUUAGUGAAUUAAACUGUAUAUACAACUCAAAUUUCCAAAAUUUGACCCAAAUACACAAUGAGAAGUGUCAAAAUUAAUUUUGGAAAACAGAUUUCUGAUGUCUGUUUUCUUCCCAGUGGUGCUCAAGAGCACACAAAACCCUUAGCGUGAGGGAUACAUUCUACGGGCCAUAAUUUGGACAUCAGUGGUUUAUCCAGAUUGAGGAAUACGGUCCAUGGGCCAUAAUUUGGAUAUCUGUGGUUUAUCCAUUAUUGCAUUUAACCUAUGGUAAUAAUUAUUGUUCCCCUGCUCUCUGGUUAAACCACUCCUUAUUAAUUUAAUAAAAUAGCUAACAGAUUUGAAAACAACAAAAUGUGGGUUUAUAAAUUAUAUACACAAUUGGGCAUUAUAUGUUAAAAUUAUCAGAAAAAUAUUGUAUUGAUAGCAAUACGUACUUUUGAACCUAGUUCCAAUGUCCUUAUACUCUGAAAAUCAAAACUGUGUAUGUCAGUCAAUUUCAAUUUAUUGAAAUUUCAGUGUUCACACUUUCAUAGACACAUAUAUAAAAAAUGGACAUCAACAAUACUUUAUCAAAGCAGGAAAAAUAUUAAAACGUAGCAGAUGUAAUUUGUUUCAAAAAGCUGGUCAUUUAUUACUGUGCUUAAAAAAAUACAUGCUAGAAUUUUCACAAUAUGAUUUUAAUAGUUUAUGAAGUGUAUACUUUUUAAGAUGGUGUUUCACAAACUUUGCAGUCACUUAGCUACCUCUUCAUAGAAAAGUUCCCUUCUGAAUUGUAUUGUACAGUCAGGAUGUAAAUGUACACUGCUAAUCCAGUUUGGGGUACAUAUAAACUGCAUGAAUUGUGUAUACAGUGUUAGACAUUUCUGUUAAAUUAAAUGGGGAUUUGCACUGGACAGAAAUGCCUUCAUUUUGAUUAUCUCUUGAUAACAAAUAAAUGAUUGAGGUAAACUUAAUGUACUCUAAAUUUGUAAUUCCAUAUUAAAACCAAUGUUUAAGAGUGAAUGUUAUUUAGCAAACUCUGAUAUUUUCAUAAAUGCAUUGAAUAUAUAGAAUAUAAUGAAAAUAUAUUUAAACAAAUAUAAAUUUAAUAAAAAAUAAAGCAUUCAUUAUUUUUGUCACAA